Dipodomys ordii (Ord's kangaroo rat) is the source of this 2700-nucleotide messenger RNA. It is a transcript of the gene Hkdc1, whose product is annotated as hexokinase domain containing 1. The record is from RefSeq and is a predicted model, not a curated record. Gene Ontology annotation, cellular component: mitochondrion; cytosol. The coding region runs from base 1 to 2700 and encodes 899 amino acids. Gene Ontology annotation, molecular function: D-glucose binding; mannokinase activity; fructokinase activity. Gene Ontology annotation, biological process: glucose 6-phosphate metabolic process; intracellular glucose homeostasis; glycolytic process. The transcript has 18 exons. NCBI's taxonomy places the organism in Eukaryota, Metazoa, Chordata, Mammalia, Rodentia, Heteromyidae.
AUGUUUGCGGUCCACUUGCUGGCGUUUUACUUCACCAAGCUGAAAGAAGAUCAGAUCAAAAAGGUGGACAGGUUCCUGUAUCACAUGCGGCUUUCUGACGAGAUCCUUUUGGACAUCAUGGCGCGGUUCCAGGCUGAAAUGGAGAAGGGCCUAGGGAAGGACACCAACCCCACAGCUUCUGUGAAGAUGCUACCCACUUUUGUCAGGGCCAUUCCAGAUGGCUCAGAAAAUGGGGAGUUCCUUUCUCUGGAUCUUGGAGGAUCCAAGUUUCGAGUCUUGAAAGUGCAAGUCUCACAAGAGGGGAAACGAAACGUCCAGAUGGAGAGUCAGUUCUACCCAAUGCCCAAUGAAAUCUCUCGGGGGAAUGGCGUGGAGCUGUUUGACUAUGUCGCUGACUGCCUGUCCGAUUUUAUGAAGCACAAAGAGUUGAAGCAUAAGAAGCUGCCUCUGGGCUUUACCUUCUCCUUUCCCUGCAGACAGACAAAGCUAGAAGAGGGCGUCCUGCUUUCUUGGACUAAGAAGUUCAAGGCACGUGGAGUUCAGGACACUGACGUGGUGAGCCGUCUGACCAAUGCCAUCAAAAAGCAUAAGGACCUGGACGUGGACAUCCUGGCCCUGGUCAAUGACACUGUGGGUACCAUGAUGACGUGUGCCUACGAUGAUCCCUACUGCGAAGUCGGUGUCAUCAUUGGCACUGGCACCAACGCCUGCUACAUGGAGGACAUGAGCCACAUCGACCUGGUGGAAGGCGACGAGGGCAGGAUGUGCAUCAACACGGAGUGGGGGGCCUUCGGGGACGACGGGUCCCUGGAGGACAUCCGCACUGAAUUUGACAGGGAGCUGGACCUUGGCUCGCUCAACCCAGGGAAGCAACUGUUUGAGAAGAUGAUCAGUGGUCUGUACCUGGGGGAACUUGUCAGGCUCAUCUUGCUGAAGAUGGCCAAGGCUGGUCUACUGUUUGGCGGUGAGAAAUCCUCUGCUCUCCACACCAAGGGCAAGAUCGAAACACAGCAUGUGGCUGCUAUGGAGAAGUAUAAAGAAGGCCUUGCUAAUACAAGGGAGAUUUUGACAGAUUUGGGCCUAGAGCCCUCUGAGGCUGAUUGCAUUGCUGUCCAGCACGUCUGCACCAUCGUCUCGUUCCGCUCUGCUAACCUCUGUGCAGCGGCCCUGGCGGCCAUCCUGACCCGUCUCCGGGAGAACAAGAAGCUGGCAAGACUCAGGACCACCGUGGGCAUGGACGGCACUGUCUACAAGAUACACCCUCAGUACCCCAAACGUCUGCACAAGGUGGUGAGGAGGCUGGUCCCAAACUGUGAUGUCCGUUUCCUCCUGUCAGAGAGUGGCAGCACCAAGGGAGCCGCGAUGGUGACAGCAGUGGCUUCCCGUGUCCAGGCCCAGCGGAAGCAGAUCGACAAGGUGCUGGCUUUGUUCCAGCUGACCCGUGAGCAGCUUGCUGGUGUGCAGGACAGGAUGAGAGCUGAGCUAGAGUAUGGACUGAAGAAGAAGACCCACGCACUGGCCACAGUCAAGAUGCUACCCACCUAUGUCUGUGGGAUGCCUGAUGGCACAGAGAAAGGAAAGUUUCUUGCCCUGGACUUGGGAGGAACUAACUUCCGGGUCCUCCUGGUGAAGAUCAGAAGUGGGCGGAGGUCAGUGCGCAUGUACAACAAGAUCUUUGCCAUCCCCCUGGAGAUCAUGCAGGGCACUGGUGAAGAGCUCUUUGACCACAUUGUGCAGUGCAUUGCUGACUUUCUGGACUACAUGGGCCUCAAGGGAGCCCAGCUACCCUUGGGCUUCACCUUCUCCUUUCCCUGCAGGCAGAUGAGCAUUGACAAGGGAACACUCAUAGGAUGGACCAAAGGCUUCAAAGCCACUGACUGUGAAGGGGAAGACGUGGUGGACAUGCUCAGGGAGGCUAUCAAGAGGAGAAAUGAGUUUGACCUGGACAUCGUUGCAGUGGUGAAUGAUACAGUGGGGACCAUGAUGACCUGUGGCUAUGAAGAUCCUAACUGUGAGAUUGGCUUGAUUGCAGGCAGUGGGAUCCAGCAGUGUGUGAUUGCCUGUGGUUACAUCAAUGACAUGCCCUCCUAUGGCAGACUGCAGAAACAGGCCAGGGCUGAUUUCCCUGCCCUCACCAGCCUUGUUUAUCCCUCUUCUCCCAGAUAUGAGAAAAUGACCAGUGGGAUGUACCUGGGGGAGAUUGUACGGCAAAUCCUGAUUGACCUGACCAAGCGGGGUCUCCUCUUCCGAGGGCAGAUCUCAGAGCGUCUCCGGACCAGGGGCAUCUUUGAGACCAAAUUCCUGUCCCAGAUUGAAAGCGACCGGUUGGCUCUUCUCCAGGUCAGGAGGAUCCUGCAGCAGCUGGGCCUGGACAGCACAUGUGAAGACAGCAUCAUAGUAAAGGAGGUGUGUGGAGCCGUGUCCCGGAGGGCAGCCCAGCUCUGUGGUGCGGGCCUAGCUGCCAUUGUGGAGAAAAGGAGAGAAGACCAGGGGCUGGAGCACCUGAAGCUCACCGUGGGUGUAGAUGGCACCUUAUACAAGCUCCACCCUCACUUCUCCCGGGUGCUGCAGGAGACGGUGAAAGAAUUAGCCCCUAAGUGUGAUGUGGCAUUCAUGCUGUCGGAAGACGGCAGUGGAAAGGGGGCAGCUCUGAUCACCGCGGUGGCCAAACGAUUACAGCAGGCGCACAAGGAGUUCUAG